Messenger RNA from Rosa chinensis, 314 nucleotides. RefSeq names its product probable inactive ATP-dependent zinc metalloprotease FTSHI 5, chloroplastic. The transcript is spliced from 2 exons. Gene Ontology annotation, molecular function: ATP-dependent peptidase activity. NCBI's taxonomy places the organism in Eukaryota, Viridiplantae, Streptophyta, Magnoliopsida, Rosales, Rosaceae. The coding region runs from base 23 to 304 and encodes 93 amino acids. Gene Ontology annotation, biological process: proteolysis. Gene Ontology annotation, cellular component: chloroplast thylakoid. The record is from RefSeq and is a predicted model, not a curated record.
AGAAACAAGAUGGGUUGUAUUGAUGGCUACUACUAGAAAUCUCAAGCAAAUUGAUGAUGCCUUAAAGUGGCCUGGUCGCAUGGAUAGAGUAUUUCAUCUUCAAAGGCCAACUCAAGCAGAAAGGGAGAAGAUACUACACAUAGCUGCAAAAGAAACAAUGGAUAAUGAGCUCAUUGAUUUUGUAGACUGGAGAAAGGUUGCUGAAAAGACUGCUCUUUUAAGGCAUAUAGAAUUAAAGCUGGUACCUGUAUCGUUGGAAGCAGUGCCUUUAGGAGCAAGUUUCUCGAUACAGAUGAGCUUAUGAGCUACAGUAG